This is a messenger RNA of Halteromyces radiatus, 703 nucleotides long. RefSeq names its product phosphatidylethanolamine-binding protein. Bases 105 to 656 code for a protein of 183 amino acids. Gene Ontology annotation, biological process: regulation of proteolysis; regulation of Ras protein signal transduction. The transcript has 4 exons. The record is from RefSeq and is a predicted model, not a curated record. Gene Ontology annotation, molecular function: peptidase inhibitor activity; phospholipid binding. Lineage: Eukaryota; Fungi; Mucoromycota; Mucoromycetes; Mucorales; Cunninghamellaceae.
UUUUUUUUUUCACUCAUGCCAAAUUUUGUUGUUUCAUAUUGGCGUAUAUUUUUUUCUUUUUUCUUUUCUUUUUCCUCUUAUUUUCAAACACUUUAUUGUAUACAAUGCCACUUUUUACUUUUGAUAUGAAUAUGCAACAUGCUUUGAAACAAGCUGGAAUCAUUCCUGAUGUUAUUGAUGAAGGUUUUCAACCUAAAACACUUUUAUCUGUCAAAUAUCCUGAUGAAGAAGUAGCUAUUGGUAAUCAUCUUACUACAAAUCAAACAGCAGAAGCUCCUCAAGUUCAAUUUGUUACUGAAGAUAAUGAAGAUAAUGAAUAUACUCUAUUCAUGGUCGAUCCUGAUGCUCCAUCACGAACAAAUCCUAAAAAUGGACCUUGGCGUCAUUGGGUGGCAGUAAAUAUUCCUGGUAAUCAACAAGAUAAAGCAACUGCAGCAUCUUCUCAAUUGACCAACUAUUUGGGACCAGCACCUCCACCUGGUACAGGCGAUCAUCGAUAUGUUUUUUUACUUUAUAAACAACCUAACAAGAAUAUCAAGUUUGAAUCUUUAUCCCAAAGUGUUCAAGAACGCAGAAGUUUUGAUUACAAAAAAUAUGCUUUGACUCAUCAACUUGAACUUGUAGGUGUCAACUUUUUUUAUUGCUCUGUUUCGUAGUUAUUAUUUAGUAUUCAAUUAAAUAAAAUAUAUAUAUAUAUAUAUUA